Molecule: messenger RNA, 4872 nt
Organism: Nasonia vitripennis (jewel wasp)
Lineage: Eukaryota; Metazoa; Arthropoda; Insecta; Hymenoptera; Pteromalidae
Gene: rl
Product: mitogen-activated protein kinase 1
Exons: 8
Coding region: 671-1771 (366 amino acids)
Biological process (GO): protein phosphorylation; intracellular signal transduction
Cellular component (GO): cytoplasm; nucleus
Molecular function (GO): MAP kinase activity; ATP binding
Source: RefSeq, a predicted model, not a curated record
AGCAAACGACGGAGAGGAAAAUCGCGCAUAUAUCGCGGAGAGCGCGCGCGAGAAAGAAGGAAGAAGCGUAUACCUAUCGCGUAUGUAAAGCGUUGGUGGGGGUGCAGGGAGAGAGAGAGAGAGAGAGAGAGCGAGGCUGCGGCAGGCGGCAGUUCGCUUCGUAUCGGGACAUACAGCGGCAGCAGCGCUCGGCUCGCUGAGUGAGAGCGAGUGUGUGAGUAUAGUCGUCGUCGUCGCCGCGCGAGUGAGAGAGAAGAGGGAGCGCGAGAGCAGCGCGAGGAUAACGACGAGAGGCGCGCACACGUCCUCGGCCUCGUCCUCGCCCUCGACUACAGUUAUAUUACUCGUGCCAGUGGGGAUCCAUACGUGUGUCUGUGUCCGUGUGUGUACUUAUCACACCACCGACUGCAGCCGCGGGCGACGAUCGAAAGCUGUCUAGUCUACUCUCUAUUAUUGUUCCUCGCUUUUCAUCCGUGCGUGUUUCUCUCGACUCGUCUUGAGAGCGCGAGCAGCGAGUGCGUGCAGGACAGCAGCAGAGAGAAGGAACACAAGGUGUGUGUGUGUCUCUGUGUGUGUGUGUGUGUGGGUGUGUGUGUGUGACGAGACAGCAGCAGUAGUAGAGAAGACAGUUGGCCGAGAAGAAGGUGGUCGUCGUCGUCGGCUCGCGAAAAUGGCGGGCGAAGGUGGUGCAGCGAACGCGAUCGCGAAUGCAGAAAUCGUGCGCGGCCAGAUAUUCGAGGUCGGGCCGCGGUACACGAACCUCGCGUACAUGGGCGAAGGCGCCUAUGGCAUGGUCGUCUCCGCGUACGACAACGUGACAGACACAAAAGUAGCCAUUAAGAAAAUUUCUCCAUUCGAGCAUCAAACCUACAGCCAAAGGACACUAAGAGAAAUUAAAAUCCUCACCAGGUUUAAGCAUGAAAAUAUUAUAGAUAUAAGAGAUAUAUUAAGAGCGCCAACUAUAGAUCAAAUGAAGGAUGUAUAUAUUGUUCAAUGUUUAAUGGAAACUGAUCUUUACAAAUUACUCAAAACUCAGGCUAUUAGUAAUGAUCACAUAUGUUACUUUCUUUAUCAAAUUCUUCGGGGGCUGAAGUAUAUUCACUCUGCAAAUGUAUUGCAUAGAGACCUCAAACCUAGCAAUUUGCUUUUGAAUACCACAUGUGACCUUAAAAUUUGCGAUUUUGGUCUGGCCAGAGUAGCUGAUCCUGAUCAUAAUCAUGCUGGUUUUCUCACAGAAUAUGUGGCAACAAGAUGGUACAGAGCACCUGAAAUAAUGUUAAACUCCAAGGGGUACACAAAGUCCAUAGAUAUCUGGUCAGUAGGCUGCAUUCUUGCAGAGAUGCUGUCUAGACGGGCGAUAUUCCCUGGUAAACACUACCUAGAUCAGUUGAAUCACAUUCUCGGUAUUCUUGGCUCACCUUCGCCCGAAGACCUUGAAUGCAUAAUUAACGAAAAGGCGCGCAGUUACUUGCAAUCUUUACCGUACAAACCAAAGGUUCCAUGGACAAGUUUGUUUCCCAAUGCAGAUCCUAAGGCACUCGAUUUAUUAGAUAAGAUGUUAACUUUCAAUCCCAAUAAACGUAUUGUGGUGGAAGAGGCAUUAGCUCAUCCGUAUUUGGAACAGUAUUAUGACCCAGCUGACGAACCCGUUGCAGAGGAACCAUUCAAAUUUGAUAUGGAACUAGAUGAUCUUCCAAAAGAGACGUUAAAACAGUACAUUUUCGAAGAGACUUUACUUUUUCAAAAAACCCGCCAAGAGAAUGCCAUAUAAUAGACGACUGAAAGAGACGCAAAACGGGCAAGUGAAUCGGAUGGCGGUACACCUGUUGAAUAGCACUACUGCGGUACGAGAGAAGAGUAAAAAAAAUUGAAGAUAAUCAAGUAACUAGUACAACAAGCCUCAGAAAGUGCAAUCAAUGCGAUCACUCUUCUGCGACUAUAAACGUUCGAGUCUACCAAAAUACAGUGAUUUUAUUGCUUUAGCAAGUUCAUAUUUUAAUUUGUAUACAAAUAAUUUUAUUUAAUCCGAUUGAUAACAUUACUUUGUAUUGCGUACAAGAAGUACAUUCAAAUGCCGUCAUACACUGUCUGUGAUUUAAGUACUGAGCAAUGAUACAGUUGGUGUAGUACACUUUCCAGAGAUCAAUAUACCAUGGCCAUCAUUGUGCAAAAUAGAAAAUCAUAUGCAUGAAGCAAUAAGCCAAACAGGAAAAAGUACUGCUAUGUCUUGAUGAGAAUGAGCAUUAACAGCGUGUUAUGGUUUCUGGGUAUACAACAUUUAAUCAUGAUCUCAACAUAAUUAAGUUGACUUAAGAAUCGCUAUACGCUUUAACAUUGUCUUUCAAAAUCAAAUAACUUUGGAAGAAAUACAGACCUGUUAAAAAUCAUUAAAUUUUCAAAAACUAUUUUCCAUAACUUACGAGACAUGAUUAUGCCAAAGGAAGAGAGAACGUCAAUUUAUACUUAAUAGCGUUAUUCUUUAAAAAUAAAAUUGUCUUUUAGAAAGUCUAUGUAUCCAUUGCAUUUAGAAACAAUUAUCAAGGGUUGAGUCGUUCUUUGAGGCUAAUUGUUUUUAAAGUCAAGAACAAAUACUUGGAGCUUCCAAGACAUUAUUUUUAUCUUAAAGAAGAAACUCAAUAUUCUUCAGCAUUGAAAUUAAAAUUUAAAAAAACUAAUUGACCGCUUCAGUCAUAUGAAAAAGUACUUUUGCACAAUUACAAUCAGUGUUUAAUAAAUUCGUAUUAUAAUUUAUACCAAUUACGAAAAAUCAUUUAUUGUAUAUAUCGCCACCAAUUUCAAGUGUUAAGAAAGUCAAUUAGUUUUUAUUUCAAGAUUACUUUCAAUGGUGAAGGCUGCUAUUUUCAAAGUCAGUACUGUACAGAUAAAACUUUCUGCAUGCAUAAUAAGUGAAGCUCAAUAUAUUUCCAUUAUAGUCAUAGAGUGUAAGAGUUCUUAAGUCUUGACUUAUUUAUUCAGUUAUUUGUUGAAAGUAUCAGCGUGCAAAAGUAUGUAAUUUAUUAAUUAAACCCAUGAAAAAGAUUCAACAAUAGAAUUAACAAAAAAAGAGUAAAAAAAUAUACAUAUGCGCCAAUGGAUCAUUAUUACUACACUGAUACUGCCAUCGUUGUGCAUAUAAUGCACAUAGUGUAUGUUAAAAGCAUCAUAUACUAUCAGUCUUGCGUUAUUAACAGUUUAUUCCGUGGUUGAAAGACCUGCUCUUGGAGUUACAUGUAUAUACGUGCACAUGAUAUUGAAUAUAAUUUAGUCGCUUUGUAAACGAUUUAUAAUUUCGAUAGAAUUGCGAGAUUGUUUUUCAAUUCCAUGCAAGGAUUUACGACAAUUUGCCUAGUUUUAUUUAUUGAAUUAUCCAUCAAAUGAAAGUAAACUCAAAAAGCUUGAAAUAUAAAGAUUUCAUUCACUAGUCUUUGGCGAAUGGCGCUUUUAUAAUAACUUAUUACCCAAUCAAAAUUCUUGAAAAUCGAGGAAUGAAAAUUCCUUUGCUAUUUACACUGUUGUUAGGAUUAGAGAGAAGCAUGAUGAAUGGAAAGUCUUCGAAAUUUUAAAUAUUGUGGAAAGUUUCUCCCUUUGACUUAUUGAUUCGUGUGUUUUUCUGUAUAAAUGAUUACACGUCUACCAAUUCAUAAAUGGUGCGUAUAAUUGGUAAUAUGAAAACAUCACAGAUAAUCAAUGCGAUUAGUAAGCAUUUUAAUGAGUGUUUUGUUAAAUGAUGGUGUUGUUGCAAUUGUCAAUGGUGGCCAUAUUCCAUCAACAAUAAAAGUUACUAAUCUACUUUUUUCUGUAAUAAGAAAAGAGUAAAUCCAAUUUUGAUUAUCUAAAUAAGACUUGAAUUAUGCUUGUUUUAUUAAUUUUUUAAAUUCUGUAUGAUAUAUUUGCCGCCUAUUCUAAACUGCGUCUAAAGUUUUUGAUCAUGGCAAUAAUAAAAUUUUCACAACGAAUUUAAUCUUUUCCAAGAUGAACGAAUAAAGUAGUAUUCCUUAAUUCCGAUAUUUUGAAAACUGAUGAAAUAUGCCACCUUGAUGAAAAAAGUAUCAAUUUAAAUAUAGUAUAGAAUUUGUGAUUAUUGUCUCAUCGAAGCAUUGUCUAUGUCACUUUUUAAAAUUUUCAUGUCAAAUUCGAGUUUUUAUCUGAAUGUACUGUUUAUCCUUGAACGCUACUAGGGUCAUUUUACAGUGAGGCAAUCGCGUAGGUCGUUAAACGUCCUAUAGUCACUUACUGCUUCGAUUUAUUUAAAUAAAUUUUUACCAUUGAUAAGACACUAAUAUAAUAUGUCGAGAUUCAUUGAGCAAAUUGGACCAUUUUAUCACAAAAUUAAGUAUGUGCUUUAAAUUUGAAAAUCAUUCAAAAAUUAGCGAAACGACUGCUUUUGUUGAUAAAAUUUUUAAUAGGAUGUCGUUUUUUAUAAUAAUAAUAAUAAUAAUAAUAAUAAUAAUAAUGUGAUCAACAUCACAUUUAAAGUGAAAAGAGAGAACAUCUGUUGUUGCAAUCGUUCCUGCAUACUAGCCAAACUGGAGGAUUCGUUUAAGUUACGAUUCAAAGUGCGAACGAUAAAUCGAAUCGUGAUUCGCAGUAUACAUCAGUAUAAUACUAACAUAAUCAGGCCUAAUAUACUUAAUGUUACAUAUGUGUAUCUAUUGUUGCUGAUUCUUAAAUCUUGAAUAUUGAAUAUUUCCACUAUUUCGUCUGUCGAUUUUCAAUGUUAAAUAUUGCAUCGAUUCGGGAUAAUAGGCGCACGCCGCCUUUACGGUGAAUAUUAAAUAAGGCUGUAUAAAAUUUUGUAGCCACCUCGAAUUGGAAGUUUCAGAGAAAUUCAAAAUAAAGAUAAAACUAAUGAAAUAAAGUAAAAGAGAAUGA